This is a messenger RNA of Cylindrotheca closterium, 1359 nucleotides long. Lineage: Eukaryota; Bacillariophyta; Bacillariophyceae; Bacillariales; Bacillariaceae. The record is from the annotation of a GenBank genome assembly.
AUGAAGUUUCUCUUGACAACUUCUUACCUUCUUUAUGCUUCAACAUCGGACGCUUUUGUACCUUUGAUUCCAGUCAAAUCACUUGCAAAUCCAACACGAUCAGAAGCACAUCCACUUGACAACCAUGAUGAUGAUCGAAACAUAUCAGGCAAUACUAUCAAAUCGAGCUUCCCUGUGAGCCAAACGAUCCAGAGCGCACUUGCCGCUAUGGUUAUUACAAUGUCAACGUUGGUGGUAACUCCAUUACCCGCAACAGCUUCAUCCUAUGAUUCACUUUCGCCCGAACAAAAGUUUGCCGCAGAGGCAUGGAGAGAGGUCGAUAGCACCUUCUUGGACCGCACCUUCAAUGGACAAGACUGGUUCAAAAUGCGCCAAGAGCUGGUGAAGAAAAAGUAUAAAUCAAUGGACGAAGCUCAAGAUGCAGUAUCCAACCUAAUGUCCACGUUGGGCGACAAAUACACACGGUACCUGACACCUGCCAAGUAUCAAUCCAUUUUCGACACUGCCACCGGUUCGCUGGCCGGAGUUGGGGUCGAAAUUGCGACCAACAAGGAAGGAAUACCCAUGGUCUCUGAUGUGGAACCCAACAGUCCAGCACUUAAGGCUGGUCUUCUGCCCAUGGAUCUCUUUGUGGAAGGAGAUGGCUUCAAAUUCGACAAAUCGUCAACACCUGAUGAUGUCGCCAUGAAAAUACGUGGUCCAGAAGGUAGCAAGGUUGGAAUUACUGUGCUUCGAAAUGGAGAAACGAAGGAUUUCAUUGUUACUCGUCAGCCGAUCAAGGUGACUUCCGUGCGAAGUUACAUGAAGAACAGUGUGGGUGUAAUUCGAAUCAAGAGUUUUUCUGGAACGACUGCUGCCACUGUCAAGGAAACCUACCAAGACCUGAUCAAGAAAGGAGCCAAAAAGGUUGUCUUUGAUCUAAGAAGUAAUCCUGGUGGCCUUUUGCCUGGUGGGGUAGAAACUGCUGGAUUGUUCCUGGAAGCCAACAAGCCGGUAGUCUUUGUCGUCAGCAACAAAGGAGUCAUCGACUCGCAGGAAACCUUUCAAGCUGGAAUCGAUACAGAGACACCGCUCGUGAUAUUGGUGGAUCACAAUACAGCCUCUGCUGCUGAAGUCUUCACUGCAGCACUGAAGGAAAACGACCGUGCCACGGUUGUUGGAGAACAGACAUUUGGAAAGGGAAUCAUUCAAACCAUUCGGCCACUUUCUGAGAACAAUGGAGGUGUUGCUGUGACGUUGGCUCGCUACGAAACGCCAAAGCAUAAUGAUAUCAAUAAGGCAGGCAUCCCAGUGGAUAAAGAAACCGAUGUGGAAUGCCCCAAGGACAAUGCGUUCGCCUGUCUUCCACCCAACGUUUAA